Messenger RNA from Anarrhichthys ocellatus (wolf-eel), 1950 nucleotides. RefSeq names its product UPF0461 protein C5orf24 homolog. The record is from RefSeq and is a predicted model, not a curated record. The coding region runs from base 454 to 1122 and encodes 222 amino acids. The transcript has 2 exons. Lineage: Eukaryota; Metazoa; Chordata; Actinopteri; Perciformes; Anarhichadidae.
GUUUAGUUACAGUAACUGGAAAUUCUGGACAAUGUGUUGAUUAUGUAGUCUGUGGAGUUGUGAUCGUUUAUAAUUGUUUAUAUUGUAAAUGGAGGCCCACGUUUUUAGCUGCGUCUUUGUUUGACAAAAGCACGUUGGGUGACACUGAUCGGCCUCUCCGUUUCCUGGAUGCCUUUGUGCGCAUGCGUGCUAAGCGCAUCCUGUUUUAUCAAAUUCUUUUCCAGGCGAAAAUGGCUGCCUCUCUGAUCUAAACCUCUGCUUAAGGAUUAAAUGAGCAUGAAAUACAUGCGGUAGGAUCCUGAGAAUUGCUGUCCCGCUUCAAGACAACAGCCAUGGCCGCCAGGGCGUAGUUUGUGCGGCGUCUUCAUAAAGAUGUUGUGAGUGCCAGAGAAGGGGAAUGUAUGCGGUCCGAAAUUAACCCUUUCCAUCUAACAUCCACCAACAAAUACGACAAUGAUGCAUCAAGUGACCAGCAGCAACAGUGACUAUUGUAUGAGUGGACUGGCAGAGGACUGUCAUCCAGCCAGCCACUUUGAUUUAUGUAGCACACAGUCCAGCAAAUUCUACCCCUCUCAGACAAACCCUGGUCUGCAGCUGUCCCUUGCCGGCCUUGCCCCUUUACCACCGGGCAUGCACAAAGCCAUGGUAUGUCAAAUCCAAGACACCCAGAACGACUUCCAGCCUCAGACAGUGAGAAUCAGGGGCAGUGAGGCUGCAGGGCCCGAUGGCUCUAAGAAGAAGAAGGGCAUAGUGAAGUCGGGGCGUAGAGGGAGGCCAUCAGGGACCACAAAGUCAGCUGGUUAUCGUACAAGUACUGGACGUCCGCUUGGGACAACUAGAGCGGCUGGGUUCAAAACCAGCCCAGGGAGGCCUCUUGGUACCACCAAAGCUGCAGGAUAUAAGGUCAGUCCUGGAAGGCCCCCCGGCAGCAUCAAGAGUCUAGCUCGUCUCAAGAAGCUGGAGUUUGGUUGUGACAGCGCCAAGAAACUGGACUUUAGCAACUGCAGUCUUCCUAAGAAACUGGACUUCACUAGCUGUGAUGUUCCACCUUUUCCAUACACUAUGAUGGAGAAAAGACCCCUCUGUGAGUCCAGUGGCAAAGUGGAUGAAACCAGUGAAUAGAUCUGCAGGUUACUCCCCACUGCUUGAGAAACAUUCGUGUAUGAGCAAGAAGAUGCAGAAAACAUUUCUCACAAAUGUUAGAGGAAAGAACUUUUUGCCAUUUAGAACUGGCUCUGAAUGAGUGUUUGUACAGUGUUUCACAUUUUCGUCAUCCUCUCAUAAUAAAUGACAAAAGUAUGUUAUUCCAGUUUGGCAGAGAUGCAUGCGUAUGAAUUAAUCACACCAAUCAGUAUUGGCAAAAAAAAAAAAAAAAAAAACAUUUUGAAGUUUGUGGUUAAAAUUCUUCUUUUUUUUUUCCUCAAGCAUUUUGUACCUAUGUGUGACAUAUUAUUUUUCUCUGCUUUUACAUUUCUAUAGCGUGUUUCUUGUGUCAUUUUUUCACAUUCUUAAAAAUUCAAGUACAGCCAGUCAAAUCAGUUUUUUCCUGGACAUAAAUAUGUGGAUGUAUAGUUGUCCUUUUUGUGUUGUCCAGUUCAAUAUGCGUUUUAUUUGUGAUAUCACCCCUAAAAUGGGAACACUGCGAUACAUGUUUAUUGAGCCUGAAUAAAUGCAGGCUAAAUUAAAAUGUAUUUAGACUGCAUAAUAUCCUUUUGAACACAGUAUUUGUUAUUUCUGCAAUCUGUGAAUACAGUUUUUACUAUGUACCGUGACGGACUGUUUUCGUCACCAAACUCACUUGAUAAGCACUUCCAGACUUAAAUGUAUGUUGUUAAUGCUGUUAAUUAGGAAAUAAAUGACUUCAUACAACAGUUUCUGCUUUGUGAUAUAUGUAAUGAAUGAUAAUGUUCUACAUGUGAAACCAAAAUAAAAUAAAUUGUCUUUUCCACA